UAUGCUUCUGCAGUGGAUGUCACUCUGGACCCUGACACAGCCAACCCAUGGUUGCAGCUUUCUCAGGACAGACAUCAGGUGAGACACCUGGGAGCGUGGCAGGACCUCCCAGACCACCCUGACCGCUUUGACACGGUGGUCAUUGUCCUGGGCCGUGAGGGUUUCACCUCUGGGAGACAUUACUAGGUCCAGGUGGGGGACAAGGAUGACUGGUACCUGGGAGUAGCCAGGUCUUCUGUCAACAGAAAGGGCAGGAUCUCUGUAAGCACCACUCAAGGCUACUGGGCUCUUGCCAUGAAGAAAGGCCAGGGUUACCUGUCAACAUCUCCACCAUUACAGCCCCUCGACCCCAAGCCCAAGCGAGUGGGUGUGUACGUGGACUACGAGGGGCAACUGUCAUUCUAUGACGUGAGAGCUCGGACCCAUAUUUACACGUUCAAAGAUACAUUCACAGAGAAGAUUCUGCCAUUUUCUAUCUGUACUGCUGCGACAAAGCCUCUGAUACCAUGGUGA
This is a messenger RNA of Lates calcarifer (barramundi perch), 513 nucleotides long. RefSeq names its product E3 ubiquitin-protein ligase TRIM39-like. The record is from RefSeq and is a predicted model, not a curated record. Lineage: Eukaryota; Metazoa; Chordata; Actinopteri; Centropomidae. Gene Ontology annotation, molecular function: protein binding.